GGACAAGGGAACCGACGGAACCACUGCUUCUGAUUGGCUAACUGAUUCGGAAGCUGACAACGAUGGCGAGAGAGCACAUGCAACGGAAGACGGUAUAUCCCGCCAAAAACCGAGUCACAAAGAUACCGAACUUCGGGGGGUUGGGCAGGGGUUGUCUGUGGUAGUGCUACUACGCGAAGCUUUACGUCUCCUCGAGAGACUAUGCGAGUCUUACAGUCGCAUCAGUCCCUCUGAGCUGGUCGAGUGGAUCCGGCCCUUCCA
This is a messenger RNA of Sphaeroforma arctica JP610, 261 nucleotides long. RefSeq lists its product as hypothetical. The record is from RefSeq and is a predicted model, not a curated record. NCBI's taxonomy places the organism in Eukaryota, Ichthyosporea, Ichthyophonida. The transcript has a single exon. The annotation marks the transcript as partial.